Messenger RNA from Coregonus sp. 'balchen', 26416 nucleotides. The record is from the annotation of a GenBank genome assembly. NCBI's taxonomy places the organism in Eukaryota, Metazoa, Chordata, Actinopteri, Salmoniformes, Salmonidae.
AUGCCUAUCCUUAAGAACCUCCCGGGGAGAAACCAUGGGAAUGGUGACCUCAUCCUGCCCAGGUUAAACUUGGACCUGAACCCCUUCGAGGAGGUGGACCUUGAGGAAGAGAGGAAUGAGGGUGACCCCCCCAUUUUGGGGGUCCGUGGAGGAAGAAUCUUCCAGCGCAGGUCGUCACGUGACGGGGAAGAGGAGGAGAAUGAGGUGAACACGGAGAGGCAUGGCCCCGAGGCCCCUAAAGGAGGAGGGGGGAGGCCCCUGAGGGGAACCCUCGAGCGGCUGUGCGGCUCUUCGCCCCUGAAGACCCUGGGGAAGCUGGGGAAGGGGCUGCGUAUGUCGGGGUGCAGCGUGUGGGGGACCAGCCCAUCCCAGCGAUGCCACACAGACCCCCACUCGCCCCAGCCAGAGAAAGAGAAGAGGAAGGGCCUCCGCAGGAGCUCAGAGGAGAUCAUGACCCUGCUCCGGUAAGAGGGAGGGGUUGCUGAUCUAGGAUCAGUUAUGCCUUUUAGAUCACAAUGAAGAUUGCAUGGACAGGGAGAACCUGAUCCUAGAUCAGCAUUCCCACUCUGAGAUGCUUUAUAAAUAUGGGCUCAGAGCUACAGAUUAACAUAAAUGUAAUCUCUAUAUAUAAUAUGACUCAGAAACUAUUUUAAUUCGUCAUGUCUAGACCAAAGAGCUUUCGUUGUGUUCCUUUAAUUACUGAUUUGCUUGGCUAUCCAAUCCCGGCAAACUGAUUUUCCUGUUACCGGGUAGGACUGAGACCCCCUAUCAAGCCGUAACAAAAUGACGGAAAUGCUCACAGCAUAUAGCAUAAUCAUUUCCUAAUUGGUUAUGUAAUAUAACAAUUUUCCAUGAGUUACCAUGUUAAUGCACAGAACUGCCUUUGUUUGCUAAUACUAUGGUGUGUACCUAAGCACUAUUUAUAAACAUUGUUUUCACUUUGACUGCUGCCCUCAGGUAGAGCCAGCAAUCAAAUAUACCAAUCUGGAAUGCUUAGAGCUACAAUCACCUCUCAAGCAUUUAAAUACCUGCUUAUUUAUUGCAUAUGAUGCCUAGUCUAGAUAUGGUGGUCACAUGUUAACAUUGAACUCUACAGUAUUUGGUAACAAUUAUGUAUCACAUUCCCUUUAUAUUUUAGAUGGUACCUUAAUUUCCACACAAUAUCUCAGACUCUGGGAAUCCACACAUAGCCAUUCUUGCCCUUCAAAGUCCUACUGUGACAUAAUAUAGUUCCGAUCCUCUCCUGAUGGUUCUCUUCUGCUUGUAGAUUUGCAGGGCGGCGGAAGCAGACGCAGCACAGAGAGAGCCUGCCCUGUGGUGACCUGAGCACCGACAGCGAGGCUGAGUCCUGCCACCGUCCCUCCUUCCUCAGGAUGGUCAGCCUUGCCAAGCUGAAGAGGGAGUCCCUGUCGGACCACAACUCCCAGGAGACCGAGGAGGAGCUGGAGGAGGAGCCACCAGUGGUAAUACCCAGGGAACCUCUCUCAGGUAUACAAGGCGCUCCAAAACAAACCAAUCGGGAGGGGAGAUAUGGUAUGUUUCCUGCAGGUCCAACCAAUCACAGCGCACCUAAUCUGAAACAUCUGAAUCAUGGAAGGGUCAGUGCAGGUUACUUCUGUCUGUGGCAUGAGCACCUUAGACCUCCAACAGUAAGUGUUUGUAAGUUUCAGUGUUUACUUUACGAGUCAGGAACUUCCUGGUCAGGUCCUGCAGUACUUCUUCCCCCAAUCCCACGCUGCUUUCUGAUGAGCUGUGAGCAAUCCCCGGACCCCGAGUCAUCGGGCUCAAUCAGCACCAGACUGUGAAAGACGGAAAUGACUGACUUCCUCCCACUGCAGAUCCCUUUAGAUAGAUCUACAUCCAGAGCUACUGUUCGUGGAGCUCAAUAUGGACCAAAACAGACAAGGGACAAUCAAAGGACAGUGUAGUACAUUGCAUGUUCACAACAAUCCAAAAUGCCAGGUCAAGAGAUACUCAAUAUCACACAUAUCACCACCCUUCAAUUUGUCAAUGUUGAUAUUUCACACACAAUAUAGCCUUUUUCUCUUCACUUACCCCACACGUUUAUACCCAUACAGUAAUACUCUGUACAAACCAAUAGACUAAACAGUAUGACAUUGAUUCCUCUCUCUCUUCUUCCCUCUCUUCCCUCAGUUCUGGAGAUCCUGCAGCUGGUCAACCAGAGGGACCUCCUCCUGGCCGACACACACAUCCAGGAGCUGGAGCGUGAGUACGAGCUGAUGGCCCUCCUGCCCCACCCCCCCACACCUCCAUCCACUCUUCCCAGAGUGAUCCAUCACGGGUCCUUCGACGACCCCUCCAGCCCCAAUGUGUCACGGGACGCCAGCCGUCGCAAGGCCAAGGAUGUGGAGUUGCUGUACGAGGCCCUUCAGAAGGAGAUGUGGGACGUCGUGAGGGAGUCCCUCCGACAGCCAACGGCCGGGCCCAAACUGGGGCUGGUGGUGCUGGUCAUCCAGCAGGAGGAGCAGGCCGACACCGCCCAGGCACAGAAAGAGGAGACCCAGCCCCUGAGGGAGGACCUCCAGCCCCAUCCUAGCCAGCGGCCUCGUCAGUUCAAGCUGAAAUGGCGGCAGGCGGUGGGGGAGGCAUCUGACUGGAGCCUGCCCCAGCAGGUGAAAACUCAGGCAGGGCAGCUAGCCUCGUACCUGGAGCGGCUGAGGGGCCGCAUGGUGGACGACCUUGAUGCGGCGCGGAGGAACGUUGUGUCGGUCUACCCGGAGGAGUUCCAGGCCUUCCAGGUGUACGUGCAGAGCUACCACCGGGCGGUGGUCCGACGCCUGAACAUCAUCACCAGCUCCCAGCUGCAGAUCACUGAUGUCUACUCCCUGCUGGACUGGUUCUACAACAUCUACAACAGGUCAGUGUCAGAACUCAUAUUAUAACAACAUUAAGCGAAAACAGAUCUUUAUACAUUUUUGUACAUUUAUUAAAAAUAAAAAACUGAAAUACCUUUUUUACAAAAGUAUUCAGACCCUUUGCUACGAGACUCGAAAUUGAGCUCAGGUGCAUCCUGUUUCCAUUGAUCAUCCUUGAGAUGUUUCUACAACUUGAUUGGAGUCCACCUGUGGUAAAUUCAAUUGAUUGGACAUAAUUUGGAAAGGCACACAUCUGUCUAUAUAAGGUCCCACAGUUGGAAAAACCAAGCCAUGAGGUCGAAGGAGUUGUCUGUAAAAAAUGACUGCAGCAUUGAAGGUCCCCAAGAACACAGUGGCCUCCAUCAUUCUUAAAUGGAAGAAGUUUGGAACCACCAAGACUCUUCCUAGAGCUGGCCGCCCGGUUAAACUGAGCAAUCAGGAGAGAAGGGCCUUGGUCAGGGAGGUGACCAAGAACCCAAUGGUCACUCUGACAGAGCUCCAUAGUUCCUCUGUGGAGAUAGGAGAACCUUCCAGAAGGACAACCAUCUCUGCAGCACUCCACCAAUCAGGCCUUUAUGGUAGAGUGGCCAGACGGAAGCCACUCCUUAGUAAAAGGCACAUGACAGCCUGCUUGGAGUUUCCCAAAAGGCACCUAAAGACUCUAAGACCAUGAGAAACAAGAUUCUCUGGUCUGAUGAAACCAAGAUUGAACUCUUUGGUCUGAUUGCCAAGCGUUAUGUCUGGAGGAAACCUUGCACCAUCCCUAUGGUGAAGCAUGGUGGUGGCAGCAUCAUGCUGUGGGGAUGUUUUUCAGCAGCAGGGACUGGGAGACUAGUCAGGAUCAAGGCAAAUAUGAAUGGAGCAAAGUACUGAGAGAUCCUUGAUGAAAACCUGCUCCAGAGCGUUCGGUACCUCAGACUGGGGCGAAGGUUCACCUUCCAAAAGGACAACGACCCUAAGCACACAGCCAAGACAACGCAGGAGUGGCUUCGGGACAAGUCUCUGAAUGUCCAUGAGUGGCCCAGCCAGAGCCCGGAUUUGAACCCGAUCGAACAUCUUUGGAGAGACCUGAAAAUAGCUGUGCAGCAACACUCCCCAUUCAACCUGACAGAGCUUGAGAGGAUCUGCAGAGAAGAAUGGGAGAAACUCCCCAAAUACAGGUGUGCCAAGCUUGUAGCGUCAUACCCAAGAAGACUUGAGGUUGUAAUCGCUGCCAAAGGUGCUUCAACAAAGUACUGAAUAAAGGGUCUGAAUACUUACAUAAAAUAUAUUCUUUAUUUUUAUUUUUAUAAAUUAGCAAAAAUGUAUACAAACCUGUUUUUGCUUUGUCAUUAUUGGGUAUUGUGUGUAGAUUGAUGAUGAAAAAAAAACAAUUUAAUCAUUUUUAGAAUAAGGCUGUAACCUAACAAAAUGUGGAAAAGGUCAAUGGGUCUGAAUACUUUCCGAAGGCACUGUAAGAACAUUUAGUAAGUCCAUGUACGUGUAUAUGAACAUAUAGAUCUUUACAGGUAUUCAAUCAGAUCUGAAAUGUGAGACUUUAAUGAAUAGUGACACACAGUAGCACUUCUUCACUUUCCCUCUCAUCUUUUCAAGGGAUGUCCUGGGCACCGUUGGCACGAAAACCCCUAUUAACUACUCCCCACUGGAACCCCUACUGCAUCGAGAUACAGUGGACCGACUGGAACAGGACUGCCUGAACACUGUCAGGGUAAAAUCAUACUUCCUUUAAUACUGAACACUGUCAGGUGACAACUUUCCCACUGAUAGAGGUAAUGUUUCUGGCACUAAUCUAAUGGUAAUGGAACUGCCUAUGCUUGGAUAGACAGUGGACUUCAUGGUUGUGUGGGUUCUGUUGUUUAUCUCAGGAGAAGGUGACCACAGAGCUCACUCAGGUUCUGGAUGAGGAGGAGAGGCGGUGGGCCCAAAUGCUGCACGUAGAGGAGUACCAAUCCAAUCUGGCCCGCUCCAUCAUCCAGGUCUGUCACACUGUCACUCAGAGACACUACUGUACAGUAUAUCUGUAGGUCACAAUUACCAAGCCAGUAUGGUGACACCAGAAUGUCCAAAUUGGACAUUGUGGCAAAGAACUCUAAGACAUUUGUAAAUCUCCCAUGAAUAUUCAGGAAUUACCUAUUUUGGCUGGUUGGAUUUUGAAGUUCCUACCCUUAUCAGUGUGUAUGUGUGUGGCUGUAACAGAGACUGAAGGUGGACCUGGACAGAUCCACAACUGUAAGCCCGUUUCUGGGGGCCAGGGUGGCCCGCUGCAGUCUAAAUGGACUGUCUGACUUCCUGUACAGGUGAGGAGAAGAUGUACUUAUAGAGACAUGGACAAUGAGUAUAUUCAAUCAACAACCUGUAUGUAAAUCGAUAUAUGGAUUUAAUUUCAUAAUGUUACUGUGUGUCCAGUUUCCAGAGAAAAGUGGAGAUGUUCCAUGAGACCCAGGCUGAGUUUGGGGACCGGGGUGAUGGAUACAUCUCCAGGACCAUCGCUCUGGUCAACUGUUGUCCUCCUCUGAGGUAGAUACCAAGACAGAGAAGUCAUCUCUUGUGGCAACUGUGUUGACUGAUGCUCCAUUCAAAUGCUCAUUGAAAACGUGUAUUUUCCAGUUGGUGAAGUCGUAAAUGCGACAAGAGAGCAUUCAAGUACAUAGACCAAUGAGUUAGCUAGAUAAUCCAGCCCGCUAGCUAAACUUGCUAACAUUGUGAAUAAUAAGUUAACUAUCUUGCUAAAGUUAACAUGGUCAAACUAGGUUAUCCACAUGAUUAAGGUUGUAAAUGGUUCAAAUGGUUUUUACAUGUCAGAAAUACGAUCAUUCCGAGACCAACAGUGUUUGCAUUCCAAUUUUUGUGUAGGUCCUUUGUACGGCGCUGCAGGCAGUGUGACCCACAGGGCAGUGAGGAGUCCACACAGAGCGCUAACUCCUCCCUGGACAGGAUCGUUAACCAAUCAGGGAGGGUUCUGACAGAAAAACUAUUUGAGCACAUCAGGGUGAGGCAAUGUGCUUUUUAAAGUGUUACAUCCUCUUUUGGUAGAGUGGUAAAACUGUUUUCCUUACAAUUUAUCGAUACAAAAUAUUUAUAAAUUUAUCGAAACAUUCCUUCCCCAAUACACAACUCACCAAGUCCACACUUAUUCAUGACUGAUCAAACACAAACAAACAUGCUCUAACGUUAGCACAAAUGUUUUGCAAUAGGAGAAGCUGUUCAUGUGAAUGAAAGCUGUGCAUUUCUAUUCCAGCCGUUCUGUGACAAGCUGGUGAAGAGGAAGUGGCUAAACAACACUGAGGCCUUUGAGGCCAUCGAAGCAAGCAUCAAGCAACACUUUAAGAAGUUCAGAAGAAUGGACUGCCCACCUUAUCAGGUAUCCACCAAUGACCACAUAACUGACACGAUAACAUGUUGCGGGAAAUACAUAAAAUAAUACAUAUUUGCCCUUUUUAUCCCAAUAUUCAUUGUUUAUCAACACUUAUAUUGCAAUUGAGGGACUGAAUGGUUGAUUAGUUGAUUAUUUGAUUGACAGAUACUGGUAGGGGAGGUACACAGGCGGGUCCUGGUGGAGUAUGUGCGUGCGAUCAUGCGAGGACGGAUCAUCUGCACAUCAUCGAAGAUGAGGAAGAGGAUGGCGUUCCGACUUCAGGACGAGGCCAAGCAGCUCAAAGGACUCUUCAAAGACCUGGUCAGUCAUCCCUCUGAUUUAUGGUCAUAAUGACCACAAACGUAUAGUUAUGAAUAUAACUACUGUUCCCUGAGGGAGGGAACAGGGUAUAACAAACUAUGGGGAGUCAACGACCAAUCUAAUUCACCUGAAGAAAACUGAAAUCUCGCCCAACGGGCCAAUGAAUGCCAAGCCCUCCCUUGGAAGCCCCGCCUUCCUGGCUAUAAUACCGGGGCUUGCAUUUAUUUCCUCAAUUCAGUACCGCUCUUCAGCGAGCCCAAAACCCCUGACGGCGCAGGGCCAAAAUGUGUUAUACCUUGUUCCCUCCUUCAGCGAACAGUAGUUAUAUUCAUAACUUUAUGUUCCCUUUCAGUCAGUCACUCGUUAUAACAUACACGAUAUAUACAAAAGUAUGUGGACACCCCUUCAAAUUAGUGGAUUCGGCAAUUUCAGCCACACCUGUUGCUGACAGGUGUAUAAAUUUGAGCGCACAACCAUGCAAUCUCAAUAGUCAAACAAUGGCAGUAGAAUAGCCUUACUAAAGAGCUCAUUGACUUUCAACGUGGAACCGUCAUAGGAUACCACCUUUCCAACAAGUCAGUUCGUCACAUUUCUGCCCUGCUAGAGCUGCCCCGGUCAACUGUAAGUGCUGUUAUUGUGAAGUGGAAAUAUCUAGGAGCAACAACAACUCAGCCGCGAUGCGGUAGGCCACAAACGCUCAAAGAAUGGGACUGCCGAGUGCUGAAGCGCAUAGCGCGUAAAAACGACUCAGUCCUCGGUUGCAACACUCAAUACCGAGUUCCAAAUUGCCCCUGGAAACAAUUUGAGCACAAGAACUCUUAGUCGGGAGCUUCAUUAAAUGGGUUUUCAUGGCCGAGCAUCCGCACACAAGCCUAAGGUCACCAUGCACAAUGCCAAGCGUUGGCUGGAGUGGUGUAUCACACUUCACCACUCUGGAGCAGUGGAAACGCAUUCUCUGGAGUGAUGAAUCACGCUUCACCAUCUGGCAGUCCGACGUACUAAUCUGGGUUUGAGGAUGCCAGGAGAACGCAACCUGCCCGAUAGCAUAGUGCCAACUGUAAAGUUUGGUGGAGGAGGAGUAAUGGUAUGGGGCUGUUUUUCAUGGUUUGGGCUAGGCCACUUAGUUCCAGUGAAUGGAAAUCUUAACGCUAUAGCAUACAAUGACAUUCUAGACGAUUCUGUGCUUCCAACUUUGUGGCAACAGUUUGGGGAAGGCCCUUUCCUGUUUCAGCAUGACAAUGCCCCUGUGCACAAAGUGAGGUCCAUACAGAAAUGGUUUGUCGAGAUCGGUGUUGAAGAACUUGACUGGGCUGCACAGAGCUCUGACCUCAACCCCAUCGAACACAUUUGGGAUGAAUUGGAACGCCGACUGCGAGCCAGGCCUAAUUGCCCAACAUCAAUGCCCGACCUCAUUAAUGCUCUUGUGGCUGAAUGGAAGCAAGUCCCCGCAGCAAUGUUCCAACAUCUAGUGGAAAGCCUUCCCAGAAGAGUGGAUGCUGUUAUAGCAGCAAACGGGGGACCAACUCCAUAUUAAUGCCCAUGAUUUUGGAAUGAGAUGUUCGACGAGCAGGUGUCCACAUACUUUUGGUAAUGUAGUGUACUAUGGGGACAUACAAUCAUGCCCCAAGCCAUCUCUCGAGGGUACCAAACUAGGAUGCCCAGGGCAGCCCAAGCACAAAGGUUCCACCACCUCAAAAAGGGGGUACAGAAGCCACCUUUUCCCCUAAUACUUACCCGAGAAGUCUGAACUGUCAGAGCCCCAUAUAGGGAACCAGAACCUGCUGCAACUUGGCUAUACACACUUACAUGAUUCCCCUGCAGCCCAGGUCCAUAGACCCCAUGGUUCCAAAAACAAUACUUACCUUGCAAGCCUGAAAUGUCAGAACUCGUACAAGGAACCGAAUGUCCAAAACAACAGACCACCUGUUGUGACUUGGUAAAGUGCAGACGUGCUGCAUAGCAUUGACCAGAGUUGAUGAACUACGGCAGCCCGAGGCUCAAUCCCACAGAAAACCUGCUGUAACCUGGAAACUGUAUAUUUGUGCGCUGCCACGGCAGCCCAAGGCUAAAACCCACAGGGUACUGUGGUAACCUGGAUAAAUGCACAACCUGCGCGCUGCGUAACUGUCACGCCCUGGCUCUGGGGACUAUGUUAUGUUGAGCCAGGGUGUGUAAGUCUAUGUUUAAUUUUCUAUGUUGGUCUGAGUGACUCCCAAUCAGAGGCAACGAGUGUCAGCUGGGUGUCUCUGAUUGGGAGCCAUAUUUAACUGUUUGUCUUGCACUUUGUGUUUUGUGGUUUCUUGUUCCUUUUGGUUUGUUUAUCGAAGGACUUCACGUUUCGUUCUUUGUUUUGAUCGUGUGAUCUAGUCAAUAAAUAUAAAUAUGUUCACCCGCAACGCUGCGCCUUGGUCCUCCUCCUUAAGCGAUCGUGACAGAAGAAACCACCAAGACCAGACCAAGCAGCGUGUCCAGGAGCCAUCGCUAAUAGAUCUCCGUGGCAGCUUCGACUGGGUCAAGCCCAUUGAGGAGCUGAGUGACGAGGGUUGGAGACAGAGGAGCGAGAGGUGGGCGAGAAUGUUGGAGGCCUGGUCCACGGGGAGGAGAGACCCCCAGAAAUUUUUUAGGGGGGGGCUCACGACGUCGGGGCAGCAGGAGGCCGCUAUGGAGCGGACCAGCGGGGUUGCAGAGGAGGCCGCCAGGUUACGGGGGCCACUGGUAGAAGAGGGGAUGGAAGGUGUAGAGGCACGGCGAGAGGUACUGGCGUGUGUUGCCAGUCCGGUCCGGCCCGUUCCAGAUCCCGGUGUAGAGCCAGUGGUGUGUGUCCCCAGUACGGUCCGGUCUAUUCCUGCUCCCCGCACCAAACCUACGGUGUGCGUCGACAGCCCAGCCCGGCCCGUUCCUGCGCUCCGCACCGAGUCUGUGGUGCGCGUCGCCAGCCCAGUUCGGCCCAUCCAAGCUUCCCGCACCAAGCCAGUGGUGUGCGUCGUCAGUCCGGCACGGCCCGUUCCUGCUCUCCGCACCAAGUCUGUGGUGCGCGUCGCCAGCCCGGUCCGGCCCGUCCAAGCUCCCCGCACCAAGCCAGUGGUGUGCGUCGUCAGCCCAGCCAGGCCCGUUCCUGCGCUCCGCACCAAGUCUGUGGUGCGCGUCGCCAGCCCAGUCCGGCCCAUCCAAGCUUCCCGCACCAAGCCAGUGGUGUGCGUCGUCAGUCCGGCACGGCCCGUUCCUGCUCUCCGCACCAAGUCUGUGGUGCGCGUCGCCAGCCCGGUCCGGCCCGUCCAAGCUCCCCGCACCGGGUCAGUGGUGCGCGUCGUCAGCCCGGUCCGGCUCAUUCCUGCUCCCCGCACCAAGUCAGGGGUGCGCUUCGUCAGCCCGGUCCGGCCCGUUCCUCCUCCACGCAUCAAGCCAGGGGUGUGCGUCGUCAGUCCAGCACAACCCGUGCCUGGGUCAUGUCCGGAGCCGGAUCCGCCGCCGAGGCGGAGUGCCCACCCGGUCCCUCCCCUGUUGUGGUUAUUUGGCGCGGCCGGAGUCCGCGCCUUUGGGGGGGGGUACUGUCACGCCCUGGCUCUGGGGACUAUGUUAUGUUGAGCCAGGGUGUGUAAGUCUAUGUUUAAUUUUCUAUGUUGGUCUGAGUGACUCCCAAUCAGAGGCAACGAGUGUCAGCUGGGUGUCUCUGAUUGGGAGCCAUAUUUAACUGUUUGUCUUGCACUUUGUGUUUUGUGGUUUCUUGUUCCUUUUGGUUUGUUUAUCGAAGGACUUCACGUUUCGUUCUUUGUUUUGAUCGUGUGAUCUAGUCAAUAAAUAUAAAUAUGUUCACCCGCAACGCUGCGCCUUGGUCCUCCUCCUUAAGCGAUCGUGACAGUAACACUCACAGCAGUUACAUCCAAGCGAUAAAACCUCACGAAGGUAUGUCGGGAACCCCAACUUGCUGCAGCACAGAUAUCACCGAUCGUCAUGCCCCUGAACAAUGCCCAAGCAGUCGCCACACCCUUAGUGGCGUGAGCACGCACACCGCUAGGCAACCCUUGUCCUUUGUUGGGAGAAAGCGCCCUACCCCGAGCUGGAUUAGCGAAACAGACAAAAAGCUGGUCACAAACACAGAUAUCCUUGGUCCUAUCCAUAUACAGUACGUGCGUAAAGCGCGCACCAGACACAGGCCAUGCAACCUCCAUUGUUCAUUGGAGGAGGUGAGAAAGGGAACAGCUCGAAAGCACGGAAGGGUUGUACUGAUAGCACGUAGAAAUCCCCAACUCACUAGGCAGACGCCAAGGCCAUGAGCAGGGCAGUCUUGUAGGAAAGGACCUUCAGGUCCACAGACUACAAUGGUUCAAACGGAGGCUCACACAGAGCAUCUGGGACCAUAGCCAGGUCCGUGCCAUAGGCUUAGACACUGGCCUGAGUUGACGCAAGCCUUUUAGGAACCACUCAACCAGAGGAUGAGACCCCGGGGUAGAGCCGUCAAUCCCUACAUGACAGCCGACUGUAUAGUCGUAAUCACGUUCGAGGGUAAACCCCUAGCCAUCAGAUUUAACCUUUCAGGAGCCAAACCCCUGCGGUCGUGGGUGCCAAACUUUACCGUGUGCCUGGGACCAUAGACCUGAUGACACGGAACCCUCCAAGGGUCCCUGCCCAACAGGCGGAUGAUCUCUGGGAACCAGGGUUGUCUGGGCCAACGGGGAGCCACCAGAAUCAACAACAGACCUUCCUGAUGGACCAUCGCAUAGAGCAGGAUCUGAGGCCACUGAUACGCCAAAGCGUUAGUUCCCAAUGGAGCGUCUAGAUCCAUCAUUGAGAAGAACAGACAAGAAUGCAUGUUUUCUCGCGAUGCGUAAGAUCUAUGUCAGUCCUGCCAAACCGGUCCCAUAUCUGGGCAACCACCGAGGGGUGCAGUCUCCGCUCUGUAGAGAUAGGACCACCCCCUGGAAAGCAGAGCCGCACCCAUGUUGAGAGAUCCGGGAAGAUACAUCGCCCUAAGCAACAGGAAAUGCGCACUGCUCCAUACGAACAGAUAAUGGUACAGGUUUAAGAGAGAGAGAGGCUGCAUCCCCUCCUGUCUGUUGAUGUACGCCACCACCGUCCUGUUGUCGGACCUUACCAAUACAUGCUGGCCCUCCAACAUCGGAAGGAAACAGCUCAGCCCUAGAAACAGUCAGUAGCUCUAGGUAAUUGAUAUGCAGCGCCCUUUGCGCUGUUGACCAAAUCCCUCUUCCUGAGCAGCCCACACACAGCACUCCCCAUCCCAGUAAGGAUGCAUCGGUUGUGAUCACCCUGCGAGACAGUACCCGGCCCAUGAGAACCCCCUGCAACAACAGUCCCUCCAAGGAAUCAACGCCCUUAGGCAUGACUGGGAUACCUUGAGCAGCUGAUGGCAGUGGCGAGAUGCGUCCAGACGCGUAGAAGUCACCCAGCACUAAUACAAAAGCAUCAACAGAAGUCCCAGAGGCACCACAGCUAUCAUAGAGGCCAUCAGACCCAAUAACCAUAGGCACAAGCAAAAAUACACUGAGUGCCCAAGCUGAAACUGCCAGACAGAGCCGGAAUGCUACCCUUCACUGUUGGGAUAAAAACGCAAGUCCAGAACGAGACCCAGAAACUGAAUGCGCUGAGCUGGAGUCAAACAACUGUGAUUCACUAUGAACCCCAGAGACUGAAUAUAAGAAACCAGCAUGGCAGUGUGGAGCUCCACCUGUUUCCUCGAUUCCGCUACGACCAGCCAAUCGUCCAGAUAUGCCAAUACUCUGAUCCCCUGGAACAGCACCGGUGCCAAAGCCACCUCCACCACCAUAGAAAAGGUGUGGGGAGAUAGGGAGAGCCCAAAAGGCAGGACCAGAAACUUAGGGCACACCCUCAAAAUGAAACUUCAGAAACUUUCUGUGGGGAGGAUGUAUAGCCACAUGAAAAUGAAGAACCCCUGUACCCCCUCAUCACCAUGAUGAAACUGUGCAUGCCCACCACUGGACAGAGCAUGCUGCCAGUCUCCCAUACCUUAUCUCCUGAAGAGGCAGAGCGCCACCCUGAGGACUUGGAUAUUCUUUUUUUUAAUCAUGCUUGUUUUCAUAUCCACCACUCUUGACAACCGUGUGUCUGAAUGUGGGGAAGGAACUGGUUUUAUUAUGCCCACACCUGGAUGAUAACACACUGUCAAUACUCCUGAUCACCAACGAAUCUUGGGUAGAAACAAUGUGCUUUCUUGGUACCUCCGUUCUGAUACCCAGCCCACACCGGGUUCGGGGACUUGCCCCAUUGACCGAGCCUCUUAGAAGCACUGUUGCCACAGUAAAUGCUUGGGGAGGAGGGCCCCACUGAGCAACCACCAUCGCCCCCAUACUUUCCCCCCACUGCCAGGAUAGUACAGCGGGACAGACACAGCACAAAAUCAGCCGUAGCAUGUAUUUCAUCGAGAAGCUCUGAAACCGGCUUCCACGCCUCCACGGUCUUAUUUAGCUCCUGCAGCAAAUCGAUAUGAUACAUCUGCAGCAUUGUGACCACAUUCAACGACAGGGCCGUCACACCCUCAGCCUGGUAUAUUUUGUCCAGCUGAUCCGCCGAGAACCGGCACUGUGUAUUUGGAAGCACUGUGCUAGAAUUAGCCCCCUUGUUAGCCUCUGGAGCUAAGUAACGUGCCAGCUUUCCAUCAAUCGGCAGUGUGUAAAUGAACCCUGCCUCCUCCAUACCCUCUACAUUAUUGAGCUCACCAUAACCUGGUAGCACCAGCCUGGUUGAAUGAGGGGAUUCCCAGGUCAUCGGCAAAAUCUUUAAACGGGUAAGCGACGCUUCACCGCUGCAUGGACAGGAGGUAAAUACCUUCCCCCAAACCUGGAGGAACUCCGCUGUGGGGGAGAAGACGGCCAAUCCACCCCAGGUGAUCUGCCAUCCUACAACACAGCUCCAUCAAAGGUUCAUUAACCACCAAUGGUUCACUCUCCCCCGCUGAAUCCAAAACCAGGGCUUUAGGCUCCCUGUACUGAUGUCAUCCGAUUCAGACUCUGAGAACCCUCCAGAGCCAACCAGGGAUAGUAUAUCAUCCCUGGAAUCUGGAGUCUGAACACUGCCUGAGAAACCGGAAUGAGCCUCACUCAGCUGGGAUGAAAACCCUAUCAACUCUAACCACCGCUGCUGCUCUCUCCCGGAAAACCUCCUGGGUGUGUUUCCACCCCAGGCAAACAGGACUGCACUCGCGAGUAUCUUUACUUUUCAUUGUGAAACCACAUGCCCUAGGGCACGGUUGGAGGUUCAAAUCAUCUGGUUAGCCUUUUUGAACUUACUCUUAGCACUGGCCCUCUUUCCCAAGCUUUCAGCAAACAGAAAAAACGAUACCAAGAGCCAAAACUCGCAAUAUCUAGGGGGACGAGUACGCUCUCCCCACUAACAGACACCUAAGUCGGAGCUGAAUCUGAAUCUCGAGUCCCGGCAUCCAUUGGCCCGUUUCAUUUUCAGUUUUCUUCAGGUGAAUAGGAUUGGUCGUUGACUCCCCAUAGCAUGUUAUACAGAGUGACCGACUGAAAAGGAACAACUAUCUGAACGCAGUAAGACGAUUAAGCUUAACACUCCCAACAAUUGUUUGGUAAACCCUAAGCGUGCAUUUAUAACAGACCUCUAACAGCAUACGAUACGCAUUUGUGCCAAUUUUGUUUGAAAUUGGUUAAGUGAAUGCUGAGGUGCUGAGGGAACAUAGGGCAGACCCUGUCAGUCUUUCCACUGAGAAACCUUUAUCGUAACAGUUGAGCUGAACUUUCUUUCUACACUUCUGACACUUUCUUUCUUCAUUCACGUCUGAUCGGUUUAUCUAAAAAAAAUAAACAGAUGACUUCCCUAUACUCUUCAUUGACCUUGUUCUGAAAAAUCACUUAGAAGCAGAUUUUAAAAAUAUAUUGUUUUAAAGAUGAAACAAAACGACUUGGGCUGAGGAAUGCAGAGGCCUGUCUGUUACGAAUGGUGCCGUGACCCUGGGGGUCGCCAGGUCAGGCAUAACUCAGACAGUGUUGAUACGGGGCAGAAGGCUGAAGAAUGGCCACUGUCAGCGAGAUGGAGAUGAAUGAGUGCAGGCCUACGUUAGUGUUAGCCAGGGGGUGGGAGAUUGUGAGGAACUGGGUCUGCCAGCAUGGCAUUUGCCCCUCUCCGAGAGCCAGUUCAAACAAAUGUCUGUCACCUCGGGCUGACAACAGGAAGUCUCUGUGUUCUGUGGAACUUCCUGUUCCUGUCAGCUGGAAGACUUUGAUGUGUUUCUGGGUAGCCUUGAUGGCCUUUCGCUUGAGAAGCAGAACGAGGCAUCUGUGGGAACUGGGGGUUGAAUUCGUUUAUAAUCGCUGUCUAAAAGGGAAGAGGCUAUUUUUAGUGGAUGGAGAGGUUAAGCUGUGUUAGCACACUGCACGCUGUUGUCUUUCUUUCUGAGAAAGUAGGUCUGAAAAACAUACAGCUCACAAAAAAAGUACUCUCUUAGAAAAAAUUAUUCAUAAAGGGUUCUUCAGCUGUCCCUGUAUGAGACACCUUUAUUGGUUCCAGGUAGAACCAUUUCAACAAAGAACGUUUAACACUAGAACCAUUUUCCCCAUACAGUCCCGGACAGUUCCUUUGACGCUCUUGCCACUUUAGAGCAUAUUUACAAAUGGUGCGAGAAGCUCCAGCCUUUUUUUCCAUUUAAGUCAAUCGUUAUGAUGCUUAUGAAUAUCAGCGGGAUGAAAGCUUCGCUACAGUUCAGUGAGACAAUCACCACACCGACCGACUCCAGAUAGUGAUGUGCGUAUCCCAUUGGUAGACGGCCUUAGAUACAGAACAGCAGUGUUCCUCUGAUUUGUCUAAUUAACGCAUUUUGAAAUGUAGAAGGCCUGCUUUUUACCACCGGCAACGGAGAUAAAAAGAGACCAAAUCAAUCAGGUUUUCAAACUGAGCUCAAAUACUAGUCGAAGUUGUGCUUCAAUAAAGAGCUAGAGAUGGGUUGUAAACUAAAGGGUAUUUAAAAGGCUUGAAUGUACGUGAAAUCAGAGCCAUAGUCUGACAAGCAAGAGCGAAGUCUUCCUUUGGGGAUUAUUUAAAAAAUAAAUACAAAAAUGUGGCUACUGAACAUAUCUGUUAUAACAUGACUUAAACCAGGAAGUCAGGAGAGCAUGAUCUGUUUCUCUCGUUCAAGUAGUGUGACAUACACAAGACACAUGGCCAUAUUAAAACACUAAUCUGUGUCCCAGCACACACACUCACACACACACACACACAUGCUCACACACAGAAACUACACACACACAUGCACACACACACACACACUGAAUGAGCUGAGGCAGCAGUCCUGUGUCUCAGUGCAGCCUCAAUCUUUUAUGUAUUAUUGUAUUCCAUUCAAGUCAGGUCCUGUCCGCGUGCCAGGUGCGGUAUCAUUGGGAUUCCCUGUCAAUCAGCGUAAUAAUUUAUUCUGAAAACCCACCACAUCGAGAGUCCAGAGGGUAGUAAAAUAUUUACUGUGUAGAAAUUGACUAGAUAUCCAUCUCUUAAGUGAUAUUUGCCUACUUAAUAAAAAAACUGCUGAAUUCAGUGUUUCAUUGACAAUGCAAUGGCUAGACAGGGCCCUAGUGUACAUCAGACCAGGGCCAUGUCCGAAUACCCAUACUUGUGUUCUAAAUAGUAGGCAUUUUGGAUAUGCAAAAAAAGUAUGUUUUAUAGUAUGUGACAUUUAGAAAAUGUAGUAUGCUUUAACACUAGAACCGCCUGGCCUUUCAGCCUAUAAGUACCUGCUAGAGAACGUUGCUGGUCUCCUUUAGCAUACGCAUCAGAUGCAUAUCAACCCGCAAGGUGUGCAAACAUAAGCACCAACGAUUGAUAAAGAGUGCAUAAAUCAAAUCACAUUUUAUUUGUCACAUGCGCCGAAUACAACAGGUGUAGACCUUACCGUGAAAUGCUUACUUACAAGCCCUUAACCAACAAUGCAGUUUUAAGAAAAAUAUGAUUUCUUAAAAAUAUUUACUAAAUACACUACCGUUCAUAAGUUUGGGGUCAGUUAGAAAUUUCCCUGUUUUCGAAAGAAAAGCAGAAAAAAAUGAUCAUCAAAUUGAUCAGAAAUACAGUGUAGACAUUGUUAACGUUGUAAAUGGCUAUUGUAGCUGGGAACGGCUGAUUAUUAAUGGAAUAUCUAGAUAGGCGUACAGUCCUGUGUUCCAAUGGCACGUUGUGUUUGCUAAUCCAAGUUUAUCAUUUUAAAAGGCUAAUUGAUCAUUAGAAAACUCUUUUGCAAUUAUGUUAGCACAGCUGAAAACUGUUGUGCUGAUUAAAGAAGCAAUAAAACUGGCCUUUUUGAGACUAGUUGAGUAUCUGGAGCAUCAGCAAUUGUGGGUUCGAUUACAGGCUCAAAAUGGCCAGAAACAAAGAACUUUCUUCUGAAACUCGUCAGUCUAUUCUUGUUCUGAGAAAUGAAGGCUAUUCUAUGCGAGAAAUUGCCAAGUGACGGAAGAUCUUGUACAACGCUGUGUACUACUCCCUUCACAGAACAGCGCAAACUGGCUCUAACCAGAAUAGAAAGAGGAGUGGGAGGCCCCGGUGCACAAUUGAGCAAGAGGACAAAUACAUUAGAGUGUCUAGUUUGAGAAACAGGCGCCUCACAGGUCCUCAACUGGCAGCUUCAUUAAAUAGUACCCGCAAAAAAACAGUCUCAACGUCAACAGUGAAGAGGCGAACUCCGGGAUGCUGACCUUCUAGGCAGAGUUGCAAAGAAAAAGCCAUAUCUCAGACUGCCCAUCUAAAUAUUUUAUUUUUAUUGGCCAGUCUGAGAUAUGGCUUUUUCUUUGCAACUCUGCCUAGAAGGUCAGCAUCCCGGAGUCGCCUUUUAACUGUUGACGCUGAGACUGGUGUUUUGCGUUUAUAUUCUUGUUCAGUAUAUACACUGCUCAAAAAAAUAAAGGGAACACUAAAAUAACACAUCCUAGAUCUGAAUGAAUGAAAUAAUCUUAUUAAAUACCUUUUUCUUUACAUAGUUGAAUGUGCUGACAACAAAAUCACACAAAAAUGAUCAAUGGAAAUCAAAUUUAUCAACCCAUGGAGGUCUGGAUUUGGAGUCACACUCAAAAUUAAAGUGGAAAACCACACUACAGGCUGAUCCAACUUUGAUGUAAUGUCCUUAAAACAAGUCAAAAUGAGGCUCAGUAGUGUGUGUGGCCUCCAUGUGCCUGUAUGACCUCCCUACAACGCCUGGGCAUGCUCCUGAUGAGGUGGCAGAUGGUCUCCUGAGGGAUCUCCUCCCAGACCUGGACUAAAGCAUCCGCCAACUCCUGGACAGUCUGUGGUGCAACAUGGCGUUGGUGGAUGGAGCGAGACAUGAUGUCCCAGAUGUGCUCAAUUGGAUUCAGGUCUGGGGAACGGGCGGGCCAGUCCAUAGCAUCAAUGCCUUCCUAUUGCAGGAACUGCUGACACACUCCAGCCACAUGAGGUCUAGCAUUGUCUUGCAUUAGGAGGAACCCAGGGCCAACCGCACCAGCAUAUGGUCUCACAAGGGGUCUGAGGAUCUCAUCUCGGUACCUAAUGGCAGUCAGGCUACCUCUGGCGAGCACAUGGAGGGCUGUGCGGCCCCCCAAAGAAAUGCCACCCCACACCAUGACUGACCCACCGCCAAACCGGUCAUGCUGGAGGAUGUUGCAGGCAGCAGAACGUUCUCCACGGCGUCUCCAGACUCUGUCACGUCUGUCACAUGUGCUCAGUGUGAACCUGCUUUCAUCUGUGAAGAGCACAGGGCGCCAGUGGCGAAUUUGCCAAUCUUGGUGUUCUCUGGCAAAUGCCAAACGUCCUGCACGGUGUUGGGCUGUAAGCACAACCCCCACCUGUGGACGUCGGGCCCUCAUACCACCCUCAUGGAGUCUGCUUCUGACCGUUUGAGCAGACACAUGCACAUUUGUGGCCUGCUGGAGGUCAUUUUGCAGGGCUCUGGCAGUGCUCCUCCUGCUCCUCCUUGCACAAAGGCGGAGGUAGCAGUCCUGCUGCUGGGUUGUUGCCCUCCUACGGCCUCCUCCACGUCUCCUGAUGUACUGGCCUGUCUCCUGGUAGCGCCUCCAUGCUCUGGACACUACGCUGACAGACACAGCAAACCUUCUUGCCACAGCUCGCAUUGAUGUGCCAUCCUGGAUGAGCUGCACUACCUGAGCCACUUGUGUGGGUUGUAGACUCCGUCUCAUGCUACCACUAGAGUGAAAGCACCGCCAGCAUUCAAAAGUGACCAAAACAUCAGCCAGGAAGCAUAGGAACUGAGAAGUGGUCUGUGGUCACCACCUGCAGAACCACUCCUUUAUUGGGGGUGUCUUGCUAAUUGCCUAUAAUUUCCACCUGUUGUCUAUUCCAUUUGCACAACAGCAUGUGACAUUUAUUGUCAAUCAGUGUUGCUUCCUAAGUGGACAGUUUGAUUUCACAGAAGUGUGAUUGACUUGGAGUUACAUUGUGUUGUUUAAGUGUUCCCUUUAUUUUUUUCAGCAGUGUAUAUAGGCUACACACUAUGUGGUUGGAAUAAUACUGUGAAAUUGUGAAAAUGAUGAUAAUGCCCUUUUAGUGUAAGAGCUGUUUGAAAAGACUGCCUGAAAUUUUAGCUUGUUUUGCUGGGAUGGAGGUUUGGCCUGCCUGGUGACAUCCCCGGGCAGUAAAUUAGCUAAUAGACCAAUAAGAAAGACAGUUCCAGUUUUCCCCUCCCAACUCAGACCCCUCCCAGACAGUCCUAGCUAAAUUGCUCUUUGCUAAGAAGCUAUUUUUGUUGAUUUUUUUAAACAUUUGAAUUGAGAGCAAUCACAGUAAAGUACUUAAUUGAUACCCAGAAACGAUUUGAUAUUGAGAUAAAAACGGCUGCAUUGGACCUUUACCACCAAAACCGCCAUAGGCCAAUGGCCACUGACGUUUGAUUUUGUAAAUAAAUAAAAAACGGCAAAGAAAAAGCUAUGUCCUGCUCCUUCCCUGACUUUUUCUAAAUGUUUAUAUUUACAAUUUUUUAAUCACAAACAGAAAAGUAUUUAGAGCCUUUUUACCUGUUAUUUUCACACCUAUUCCCAAUUUAACCAGCCAAGACAAUGCGCUGUAGGACGUUGGUACCCAGCCAGGCGCUAAUGUGUCUCUCUCUCCUCACUGAAUGACUGAACGACAAAUGGAUGGAUGGGAGAUAAUUGUGCACGUUACUUCACAAUUUUAUUUAAAUUAGGCUCAACUGAAUGAUAUGGAGGGUGAAGAGGUUGAUUUAAUUUAAAUGAGUUUGUGUUAUGUCUAUUUAUCAGUUUUGGCGCUAAUGUUUAUAGCAAAUAAUUUGACAGCGCACCUUGUGGGUUGAUAUCAUUAUUUUUUACGUUUUAGAAGCUGAUACGGGACUGUUUUAUUUAGUGGCGCAGUGGUCUAAGGCACUGCAUCGCAGUGCUAGCUGUGCCACUAGAGAUCCUGGUUCGAAUCCAGGCUCUGUCGUAGCCGGCCGCGACCGGGAGACUCAUGGGGCGGCGCACAAUUGGCCCAGCGUCGUCCAGGGUAGGGGAGGGAAUGGCCGGCAGGGAUGUAGCUCAGUUGGUAGAGCAUGGUGUUUGCAACGCCAGGGUUGUGGGUUCGAUUCCCACGGGGGGCCAGUAUGAAAAAUAAAAUAAUGUAUGCACUCACUAACUGUAAGUCGCUCUGGAUAAGAGCGUCUGCUAAAUGACUAAAAUGUAAAUGUAAAAAUGUACUAAGCAAAGUUAUUGUAAGGGAAACGAAACAUGCUAUGUGUUGCUGUAGACCUUUAGAAUAAUGCAAAACAUAACAUAUCCUUGACGCUAUCUGAGUUGAUGAGCAAGGGGAAGCAAACAUGCCAGUCAGCCUGCGCAGUCGGCCUAUAUAAACUACCCCUAAACUAUACCGAAACUAAUUUCACACAUAAGAGUCAGCCUAAAGACAAUAGUUGUUUCAUUGUUCCCCUCUAAUCAGGGACUGAUUUAGACCUGGGACACCAAAUGGGAGCAAUUAAUUAUCAGUUCGAACAGAAAACCAGCAGGCUCCGGACCUAGUAGGGUAAGAGUUGAAUAUCCCUGGCCUAUAGCCUAUUUUCGACACCACUUCAAGCCAAUGACGCAUUAACAUUCCAACAGUCUAAUAAAUAGGAUAAUAUAUAGAACCUAGAUUUCAUAUAUGCUUUCGGAAGAAUAAUAAUUUGGUUGUGUUUAUGAAGGUCUUAGGUAUCAUUAGAAUACUAAAAAACUAUUAUUUCAAAGAACAUAAUAGUAUUUUCGUUAGAUUAUGUUACUCUAGGCUAAAAGUAAAAAAAAAAAAAAACCACCAGUUCAAGAGUUAAAUCCAUCACAAACAAAUCCAUUAUAAUUUUGUUUUGGCAGAUCUAAAGAAACACUGUGGAAAUAAGAAAACAACUGAAAAGCAUAUUUUAAGUUUAUUAUGUUCCUAGUCUUUGUUUUUAUUAGCCAGAGCAAUUUGGUUGCAUGAGUGGGCAUGUGCUGAAUGCAUGGACAGUGUGGAUAUUCUUGGAAAAAGUGAUACUAUAUAGAAAUCAGAACGUUUUACUUGCUUGUGACUCUGAAGGAGGAUUUGAUAAAGUGGUGCUCCUUUCCCUGCAUCUGCCAAUUCCAAGCUGCGCCUAUCUCUUCAUGUACAAUUUGACAACCCAUAAUAGUCACUCAUCAGACUAUUGUCAAUUUAAUCAUGUCUUUAGGCUGACUCUUAUGUGUGAAAUUAGUUUCGGUAUAGUUUAGGCGUAGUUUAUAUAGGCCGGCUGCGCAGGCUGACUGGCAUGUUUGCUUCCCCUUGCUCAUCAACUCGGAUAGCGUCAAGGGUAUGUUUGCAUUAUUCUAAAGGCCUACAGCAACACAUAGCAUGUUUCGUUUCCCUUACAAUAACUUUGCUUAGUAAUAGAGUUAUAGUAAAUAAAACAGUCCCGUAACAGCUUCUAAAACGUAAAAGAGAAUGAUAUCAACCUGCAAGGUGCGCUGUCAAAUUAUUUGCUAUAAACAUUAGUGCCAACACUGAUAAAUAGACAUAACACAAACUCGUUAAAUUAAAUCAACCUCUUCACCCUCCUUAUCAUUCAGUUGAGCCUAAUUUAAAUAAAAUUGUGAAGUAAUGUGCACAAUUAUCUCCCAUCCAUCCAUUUGUCGUUCAGUCAUUCAGUGAGGAGAGAGAGACACAUUAGCGCCUGGCUGGUUAAGUUGGGAAUAGAUGUGAGAAAAAAAACAGGUAAAAAGGCUCUAAAUACUUUUCUGUUUGUGAUUUAAAAAUUCGGACAAAUGAGCCAUGUAAAAUACAAAUAUUUAGAAAAAGUCAGGAAAGGAGCAGGACUUUUUCUUAGCCGUUUUUUUUUAAUUUAUUUACAAAAUCAAACGUCAGUGGCCAUUGGCCUAUGGCGGUUCUGGUGGUAAAGGUCCAAUGCAGCCGUUUUCAUCUCAAUAUCAAAUAAUUUCUGGGUAUCAAUUAAGUACCUUACUGUGAUUGCUCUCAAUUAAAAUGGUAAAAAAAUAUAUAAAACAAAUAGCUUCUUAGCAAAGAGCAAUUUACCUAGGACUGUCUGGGAGUGAUCUGAGUUGGGAGGGGAAAACUGUAACUCUCUUUCUUAUUGGUCUAUUAGCUAAUUUACUGCCCGGGGAUGUCACCAGCAGUCUUUUCAAACAGCUCUUACACUAAAAGGGCAUUAUCAGCAUUUUCACAAUUUCACAGUAUUAUUCCAACCUCAUAGUGUGUAGCCUAAAUAUAUACUGAACAAGAAUAUAAACGCAACAUGCAACAAUUUCAACGAUUUUACUGAGUCACAGUUCAUAUAAGGAAAUCAGUCAAUUGAAAUAAAUUCAUUAGGCCCUAAUCUAUGGAUUUUCACAUGACUGGGCAGGGGCACUCACUUCACAUGACUGGGCACUCACUUGGGAGCCAGACCCACCCACUGGGGAGCCAGGCCCAGCCAAUCAGAAUGAGUUUUUCCUCACAAAAGGGCUUUAUUAAAGACAGAAAUACUCCUGUUUCAUCAGCUGUCCGGGUGGCUGGUCUCAGACAAUCCCACAGGUGAAGAAGCUGGAUGUGGAGGUCUUGGGCUGGAUUGGUUAAUGUGGUCUGCGGUUGUGAGGCCAGUUGGACGUACUGCCAAAUUCCCUAAAACGACGUUGGAGGCGGCUUAUGGUAGAUAAUUGAACAUUCCUGCAGUCAGCAUUCCAAUUGCACGCUCCCUCAAAAGUUCAGACAUCUGUGGCAUUGUGUUGUGUGACAAAACUGCACAUUUUAGAGUGGCCUUUUAUUGUCCCCAGCACAAGGUGCACCUGUGUAAUGAUCAUGCUAUUUAAUCAGCUUCUUGAUAUGCCACACCUGUCAGGUGGAUGGAUUACCUUGGCAAAGGAGAAAUGCUCAUUAACAGGGAUGUAAACAAAUUUGUGCACAGAUUUUGAGAGAAAUACACUUUUUGUGCGUAUGGAAAAUUUCAGGGAUCCUUUAUUUCAGCUCAUGAAACAUGGGACCAACACUGUAUUUUUGUUCAGUAUAUAGACACAGGGAAAAUACGUUUUUGACUGCACUGGGCCUUUAAAGAACCCUUUGGGUUCUACCUGGAACCAAAAAGGGUUUUCCAACAAGGGCAGUCAAAUAACCCUUUAUGGUCCUAGAUAACACCUUUUAUUCUAAGGUGCAUGGAUUUUGGUGCAUGAUGUUGGUAUUAAAGUAAAGGUUCACCCAUUUUGAAUAUUAUAUUGUUUUUGUGCAUCUCUGAUAGAUGUUCUAUCGAUUCCCUGGGUCAUUUCAUGUUUUCAUGUUAUCUGAGUUAUUGGCGUUCAAGCAGGCAGAAAUCCGGCCGUUUGACGUAGCACCGUAACAAAGUCUCUCUCACUACACUGGAAGUUAAUAGGAAUACGACUUUUACAUCGCGAAAACGUCUAUCAUACAUGUCAGAUUUCAAUACUGGCCGAUGUCAUAACUCGGGAUGAUGUCUUCUCUCGAGUGAGCCAUUGAUCAUAUUUUUUGCGAUAUUCCUACCUUGAGAAAUGUGUAAUUUAACGGAGCGUCUAGCCCAUUUUUCCUAUUUGUCUGCCUCUUUAGUCCAGGGUGCAUUGCAUGGUGCUGUUGUCAGCGAUACUAUAGAAAGGAGAUAGGAAUCCAAUGAAUGACGAACCGUAUAACGCCCCACCCAGCAGACUGUCGACCAAUCGCGUUCACGUUGCCAUGCUGUGUCACGCAGUUGCUAAACUAAUCGUCACGCAAUCCCUUCUCAAUAUCAGUGUAUGUGUCGAGAAACGUGUUUAUUUUCUUCUUAAGUACGUAAUGUCACGAUUCCAAAGCUAUACAAUACUACACAUAGCAAGUGAAUUAUCUCAUAUUUCUGAAAAUAUUUGUUCUAAAUUGAUAGUGCAGCUAACUAUCUACGUUACAUGCUAAUAUUGUCUUUGGUAUUAUUGUGUGUAGCUACGUUUGCUAGCUAACUAGCUACGUAGCUAGCUAGCCAGUCAGCCCAUAGAGAGAGCAUUGCAUUGUGGAUUUUGUAGUCGAUUUGAGCUGCAACAGAUUUCCACAACAAUUUUCCAUGUUGCUACCAACCUUAUUAUAACGCCAAAAUGAAACAUUUGUCUACAAAAAACAUUGUUCUCACAUAUUAGUGAUAUUUAACACUGUACAUUAAAGGAAUUAGUGGUUUUGGGUGGAUUUUUCCUUUAAUGUCUGUGGGUAUGUCCACAGAGAGAUCUUUUGUCUGAAAAUUAUGGAUUGAGAUAAUCGUUUUUCAAUAGGAGUCAUCCGUUGAUGGCUAAUGGACAACAGAAAUGAUUGACCUUUGUACUUACAGUAUGCAACUGGUCCAGAAAAAUGAAAUGAGCUAAACCUUUUAAGGACAAAAACGGACAAUGAAAAAUGUAUGCGUUUUCAAAUGCUUUCAUAUGUUUCUGUGUGGCCAUUCGUGUUACACAUUUUUAUGAUGAUUGAUCUUAUAUCUCCUCUCUCAGGAGUCAGGAUCCUCUUGGCUGGACAGUGUCCUCGCUCAUCUGGCUGACAUCAUUCUACUGGAGGACACUCCGUCCAUCCAGAUGGAGGUUGCUGUUCUGGUGAAGGAGUUUCCAGACAUACGGUAAAGGUUUCAAUCAUUCGGGGAAUACAGUAUAGAGCAGUGUUUAGAAAGUCCAGAGUUGGGAAACAAUGAUAUACAGUGAACGAAUUUGCCAAGUGUCAUUCAUUGGUCACCAUUUCCUAUAUAUGCAAUGCCACAGUACACAGAACCUACAUUCCACGGUGCAGUUUCAUAAGUGCUGUUUUUGGCGUGUAGACAAAGGUGCACAAUUCAAGUCCACAUAUACACUGAGUGUAUAAAACACUAGGAACACCUUCCUACUAUUGAAUUGCACCCCCCUUUCCCCUCAGAACAGCCUAAAUUUCCACAGGGAUGCUGGUCCGUGUUGACUCCAAUGCUUCUCACAGUUGUGUCAAGUUGGCUGGAUGUUCUUUGGUUGGUGGACCAUUCUUAAAUACAUACGGGAAACUGUUGAGCGUGAAAAAUGCAGCAAUGUUACAGUUGUUGAGACACUCAAACCGAUGCGUCUAGUAUACUACCAUACCCCGUUCAAUGGCACUUCAAUCCUUUGUCUUGCCAAUUCACCCUCUGAAUGGCACACAUGCACAAUCCAUGUCUCAAUUGUCUCAAGGCUUUAAAAUCCUUCUUUAACCUGUCUCCUCCCCUUCAUCUACACUGAUUGAAGUGGAUUUAACAAGUGACAUUAAUAAGGGAUCAUAGCUUUCACCUGGUCAGUCUAUAUCAUGGAAAGAGCAGGUGUUCGUAAUGUUUUGUGCACUCAGUGUAGUCUUUCUUUUGACACAAUGGGUCAACACAAGGAAAAGAAGCACAGAAACAUACUUACAUUAACCCUGCUAUUCUUGGAGAGGACCAAGGGGAUGUUUUGAGUGGCAGAGGCUGGGGAGCCUCACAAGGUACUGUCCCUGGCCCCUCGUUGUUUGUGUGUUUCGUGGGGUGAGCUGCUGGCCGGCUAGCUGGCAGCGUACCCAAUGUGUGACGCAUGAUGCGUGGCCCGGGAGACAGGAAGCUGCUGCGGAGUAUUUCCUGUUCCUACCACCCUGCGGGAGACAGUCUGGUGCCAUGCUCUGGAAUCAAAUGAUGGAGCGAGAGGAGGUCGAUACGAUCUUAACUCAUUCAGGCACAAGGAGUGCCUGCAAGUAGCUGCCUUUUGUUUUCUUGCUCGCAACUGGUAUUUUCGGAGAUCAAAGUCUGCAGUUCACCACUGGGACUCCCCCAUAUGUCCCAUUAGUUCCUACAUCAGCCCUUCAUCCCCCCCAUCCACUGUUUACCACCUUUGUUUACUGUCUCGGUCAGCUUCACCCCACCCUUCAUUGCUUUGUGAACAAAUACUUAUCCUUGUUCAUAUUGAAACAUGUACCGGGUGAAGACAAUUAAGGUUUUGUCACAUCUUUGUUGAAUCGUGUCCAAUUGGCGUGAAAUAUACAUUAUCUUUUAUCAAUAGAUCAACUGAACAUAAUAAGUCAUGGCCCUUUGCUCUGCAUAAUUGAAUCAUGAAUCAGCAUCAAAACCACUGAAACGCACUAACACCAGUCUCUAUCUUCCCUCCCUUUCCUCCCCCUCUCUCCCUCCCUUCAUCCUCCCUGCAGGAAGAAGCACAUCUCCACCCUGCUGAACGUGCGGGGGAUGAUGCAUCAGGCGGAGCGCCAGGAGAUCCUGAACAUAGUCAGAGACUUCGAGAGCAGUGACAGCUCUGCCCUGCUAUGCAGGGAUCACGUCCUCUUCUCAGACAUCCCCGUCACCUCCGAGGUGCACUGCAUCAACCUGGGCCUCAUCCGCGUUGCCAUGACCCUUGCCAACUGGUUUUCAGAGGCCCGGCCUCGACGGCACCGCAGGAGAACCCCCAGGAACAGAACCACGCUGCCACCGGAACCCCCGACCGAGGAGAAGGAUAUGGAUGAUGAUUGA